This is a messenger RNA of Eleginops maclovinus (Patagonian blennie), 1639 nucleotides long. RefSeq lists its product as uncharacterized. Gene Ontology annotation, biological process: response to bacterium. Lineage: Eukaryota; Metazoa; Chordata; Actinopteri; Perciformes; Eleginopidae. The record is from RefSeq and is a predicted model, not a curated record.
CGCCACAUAAUUUGGCAAUGAAAAUGAUCAACCUACAGCGGGCUGAAUUGAAAGACACCCCAAAAAUGAAGUGAAGAAUGAUGUGGCGGGCUGGUCCAUUUUGCCAGGGCCUCACUGAGCUCCUGGACAGUCUGAGGUUUAACCUGGCAGUGUCAGGUGGACUGAAACAUAAUGUCCCAGAGAUGUUCUAUUUGAUUUAGGUCAGGCUCCAGGAACUGCCUACAUGAGGUCGGGCAUUGUCGUGCACCAGGAGGAACCCAUGUCCCACUGCACCAGCGUAGGGUCUGACAAUGGGUCCAAGGAUGUCAUCUCUAUGGAUAUGCCUCCCCAGAGCAUCACCAAACCGGUCAUGACGAACGAUGUUACAGGCAGCAUAACGUUCUCCGAGGCUUCUCCAGACCCUUUCACGUCUGUCACAUGUGCUCAGGGUGAACCGGAGGCCAUGGUGUUCUUGGAAUUAAAGGCCUUACCUUCUCUCCUCCAAACACAUUUCUGGUCAUUGUGCCAAAACAGCUACAUUUUUGUUUCAUCUGACCCCAGAACUUUCCUCUAGAAGGCCUUUUUCUUUUAUGAUCAGCAGCAAAUUUCAGUCAAGCCUUUAUUUGUCGCUUCUGGAGUAUGGUGAUGUAAAACCCGUAAUAAAUUCAUAAAAUAACCAAACUUCAUUUUGUAACAAAGAAGUACUUUGAAGUACAAAGGAGUUGUAGAAAUGAUUGGAAACUCAAGACCGCCAUGACAUACAUGUUCUUUACAAGUGUAUGUAAACUUUUGACCACAAUUGUAUUUUGUUGUAAGUACCAGAUAAUGACUUUUAAAAAUACACUAAAGAUGAUUUACCUGCAGUAAACUCAUCCUCUUCGCCAUGAAGUCUUCAAAUAUCUGUGGUAUUUACUACACCUCCUGUUUUCUCUAAGUCGGUCUCUUCUAGACAUGCAGUGUGUCACCUGCGCAUCCAUAUCUGGAAAGGGUAGAGCAGCGUCGCAUUGCCACGAUCAAACGCACAAUGAGGAACUACAACCUGAUAACAGUUUUACUUCUCAGCCUCAGCUGGAUCUGUAUCUCUUCUGAGUCUCAGAUUGUGGGUGUUCUGCACAGUGAAGAAGUCACUCUCCUGUGCUCCAAAUUUUCCAGUUCUGCAACUCAGAUCUACUGGUUCAGAGUGGUCAAAAAAUCCAUGCCUCGCUGUGUCUCCUUUAUGUUCGAGCCCCUCGAGCCUGCCUCGUUCUGCGAUGGAUUUGACAAUGAAACAUUUGAAAUGACAUCCAAUCCCUCAACUGUUUCUCUCAAAAUCAAAGAACUGAAUUCAUCUGACUCUGGACUGUAUUUCUGUGAAUAUAAGAUAACAAGAAAAAUCGUCAUUGUCAAUGCAACAUUUUUAGAGGUUCGAGAAGCGUUUGACAGAAGUUCAAAGCUGCUGAGUUACAUCCUGUGUGGUGUGGUUAUCUUCCUCCUGGUGAUCAUCAUCUUUCCGGUGAAAAUGCUUCAGAAAGCUCAUGUCGCAGACCAGAAUCCACAACAGAGUCAAGGGUCAAAUGAUCUGAACUAUGCAGCGGUCACGUUUCGUCUGGCUGAAGGAAACCAGCGGCCUGCAGCACAGAGAGAAGUGGAGCCAAAUGUGAUUUAUUCAGCCACCAGAUAA